Molecule: messenger RNA, 789 nt
Organism: Penaeus indicus
Lineage: Eukaryota; Metazoa; Arthropoda; Malacostraca; Decapoda; Penaeidae
Product: trypsin-1-like
Exons: 5
Coding region: 16-600 (194 amino acids)
Biological process (GO): proteolysis
Molecular function (GO): serine-type endopeptidase activity
Source: RefSeq, a predicted model, not a curated record
UAUUAUAUUUACAGCAUGAGCACCUCGGAUUAUGUAUUGGUGGGAGACCACAACUUGUACUCAUCAACCGAUGCCAAUUCUCAGUGGAAGCAAAUUGCUGAAAUUGUGAGUCAUCCGUCCUAUGAUUCUAAUACACUGGACAACGACAUUGCCCUUAUCAGACUCACCACAGAAAUACAGUUCCCAUCUGACAACAAAAUCGCCCCUGUGUGCCUUCCAACAGCUGGUGAAAUGUAUGAUAAUGUGGAUGCCACAAUCACAGGAUGGGGAGCUCAACAAGAGGGAGGAUCCACAUCCGGCACCUUGUUCGAAGUAACGGUACCCACCAUGACUAACAAUGAAUGCAAUAGCAAGUAUGGUGGAAGCAUCACUGCCAAUAUGAUCUGCGCAGGCAUUUCUGAGGGAGGCAAGGACUCCUGCCAGGGAGACUCUGGUGGACCAAUGGUGGUGGAAGAAAACGGCAAGUGGAAGCUGGUGGGAGUUGUGUCGUGGGGAUAUGGCUGUGCUCGACCUGAUAGGCCCGGAGUCUACGCCAGAGUUACACAAUACCUUGAUUGGAUUUCGACCUCGACCGGAGGUGUCUGUCCGGCGGCUGGUUAAUCCGUCCAUUGAAUAGGCUAAUAGAAGCCUAAGCUGGUCCUUAGACGGCUUAGACAAGGAGUUGAGUUGCGGAUAUACUACCUUUAUUACUUUCUUUCACGUUUUCUUUCAUUUGGCACAUUUAAGAAAAAAAAAACCUUUUUUGAAAUAACUAAAAUAUCCGGAAGUGACAAUAAAUUGAGUAUAUUU